Messenger RNA from Pyrus x bretschneideri (Chinese white pear), 1135 nucleotides. RefSeq names its product vacuolar protein sorting-associated protein 28 homolog 2-like. The coding region runs from base 306 to 935 and encodes 209 amino acids. Gene Ontology annotation, biological process: protein transport to vacuole involved in ubiquitin-dependent protein catabolic process via the multivesicular body sorting pathway. The record is from RefSeq and is a predicted model, not a curated record. Gene Ontology annotation, molecular function: protein-containing complex binding. Gene Ontology annotation, cellular component: ESCRT I complex. NCBI's taxonomy places the organism in Eukaryota, Viridiplantae, Streptophyta, Magnoliopsida, Rosales, Rosaceae. The transcript has 2 exons.
UCUCAGAGCUCCCCCAAUUUGAAUUUUCAAUUCGGAAUUUCAAUUUCUGGGGUUCAUUUCGAUUUGGGUUUGCUUGGAAUCUGCGCUUUCUUUGGUAUUUUUGGUUAUUCCGUCGUCGGUCAUGGCCUCCUGAGAUGAAAGGGCCAUGGGCAUCCAUGGCUGUUGCCGUGUUUGCUUAGUGUGAGAGGCUGAUUUGCUUUUGGUGCAUAAGGUUCUUUCUCUCCUUUGCGCGUGUCCCAUUCUCUUCUCCAAUCCUCCACCUGCACACGCACACCUGAUACACUUCUUUCACAUACAUCAGUAAAAUGGAGGUCAAGCUGGCCAAUGACAAGCGUGAAAGAGAAAUGUAUGAUAGUUUUGCCGAACUAUAUGCCAUUAUCAAGACCACUGAGAAGCUUGAAAAGGCGUAUGUUCGGGAUGUGAUCACUUCUUCUGCGUACGAGGCUGAAUGCCAAAAACUUAUUGCCCACUUUAAGACAUUGGCAUCCACGCUAAAGGACACCAUCCCAAGCAUCGAGCGGUUUGCAGAUACAUACAAGAUGGACUGCCCAGCAGCUAUAAACCGCCUUGUGACCUCAGGGGUGCCUGCCACAGUGGAGCACCGGGCUGCUGCAGCUUCCUCCAUGACUUCCUCAGCUGCUGCUGUGGCAGAAUGCACACAGAAUUUCAUUACUGCAAUGGACUCCUUGAAGCUGAACAUGGUGGCAGUUGAUCAGGUGCACCCGCUGCUCUCGGACCUCUCAACGUCCCUCGGGAAGUUAACCUUUCUGCCACCGGACUUUUUGGGAAAGGUGAAGUUGAAGGAAUGGAUUGCAAGGCUGUCAAAGAUGGGAGCAGCCGAUGAGUUGACGGAGCAGCAGUCAAGGCAGCUUCACUUUGAUCUCGAGUCAUCUUACAACUCGUUUAUGUCAGCUUUGCCGAAUUAUGGUACUUGACACCCCCACUUAACGGAUUACUACUUUUCUGCAGCGUGUAUGUGUAUAUUUUGGGGAAUGCCUGUUCCGAACUUCGUGCUUAGUGUCGAUAUUUUGUGUCAAUCAUUCCAGAUAUGAUUUCCAAACUGUAUUGUAGGAAUUACACUUGAAUUCAGUUUCUUGAUUUUUAAUGGUAAAUGAUCUCGGUGGCUUGAUUGAAA